This is a messenger RNA of Priapulus caudatus, 2064 nucleotides long. Its product is annotated as apoptosis-inducing factor 2-like. Gene Ontology annotation, molecular function: flavin adenine dinucleotide binding; electron-transferring-flavoprotein dehydrogenase activity. Gene Ontology annotation, cellular component: cytoplasm. Bases 125 to 1309 code for a protein of 394 amino acids. NCBI's taxonomy places the organism in Eukaryota, Metazoa, Priapulida, Priapulimorpha, Priapulimorphida, Priapulidae. The transcript has 10 exons. The record is from RefSeq and is a predicted model, not a curated record.
GCUUACUUACCUUCAGGCCACUGCUCAGCCACAGCUUCAGCCUUGACCCAUCUUGCUUACUUAUAAAGUGCAUCUCCAAUUCUAGGUGCUUGAACUGGACUAAUAAAUAGCAGAAUCUGCAAAUAUGAUUUCGUCGAGGUUUCUACGAUACUCAGCGGCCACUGCAGGUAUAACAGGAACAGCAUACCUUGUAUACCAAACAGUGAAGUCCAUGAGACAAGGCUUCGCAGUGCAGGCACGUGACAUCAAGGACACCCAUGUCGUCGUCAUCGGCGGAGGCUACGCUGGUAUCAGCUGUGCGUCUGAACUCAAGGAUAAGUGCAAGUAUACGUUAAUCGAUGCCAAGGAUAAAUUCCACCACAACUGGGGAGCACAGAGAGCAAGCAUUGAAGAGGGCUUCGCUCGCCAGCUGCUUACUUACAUGCGCUCCAAGGUCGUCAACCUGGAUCCGGGAAGCCAGAUCGUGAAGCUGGAGAACGGGAACGAGUUGAAGUACGACUACCUGGUGUUGGCCACCGGCACUGGCGGCUCCUUCCCCGGAAGAAUCCCUCUGGGAAUCAGUGAGAGGAUGCGUUCAUGCUACGAUACGAUAAGGAAGAGGAUCAUGGAUGCGAGGAGCGUUGUCAUUGUGGGAGGCGGAGCCGCCGGCGUCGAGAUGGCCGGCGAUAUUAAGGAGGACUUCACGGACAAGACUGUAACCUUGGUGCAUCCGAGCGAGCAACUCGUCGACAACGACGUCUCCGACAAGUUCCAGGGCAUGGUGAAGGAUCGGCUUAAGAAGCUUGGUGUUGCCAUGGUGCUCGGAGAGAGAGUCGUAAACUUGGAUGCAGCAGUAGCAGGUGCAGGACCCGCUGUGGUGAAAACCGACGCAGGACGCGAGAUCCCUGCAGACUUUGUGAUUAAGGCAAUCGGAUUGAAGGUGCAUAGCGUUGCCUAUGCCAACAGUGAACUCGGUAAGAAGAUGGACAAUUUUGGACGUCUACCUGUUAACGAGUUCCUGCAGGUGGAUGGCUAUGAGAACGUGUUUGCGGCCGGUGACUGCAACAACGUUAAGGAGCGCAAGAUGGGCAUGCUUGCCACGCAGCAGGGUACCAGCGUCGGCAAGAGUAUUCUCAGCCACGCCGAGGGAAAGGCUCUCAAUAAAUACUCCGGUGGCGCUCCGUUUGCGCUCUGCAUCGGGCGCACAGGCGGUGUGACGCGCAUGCCUUUCUUCGGUGGCGUGGUUCUCGGUGACUGGGUGACAACUAAGAUCAAGGCCAAGGACUGCUGCCUAAGCGUCGUUAAGAAGCAGCUGGGAGUUAAAGAUUGAAACGAGAAGUAAUACAGGGAUCCUGUGAUUGUCUACUACGUGGUGGAAUAACUCGCACACUAUGUGGUGGAGUUGAUCACGCAUGUAGAAAAUGUGCAGUGGCAGUAGUAAUCGUGAGUGCAUUAGAAGUGCCCUGGUACGCGGUUUGGGGAUGAGCCAGAACAAAAGCUGGAGAUGUCACCGACUUUCUUACAUGGUAACUAUCCUGCCCCACAUAAUCUGUUGAUUCUAGCAAAGUGGCAGUGGGUUUGACAAGCACUGAGCAUCUAACUCGGUUGCUAUGGUGACUGUAAAAAUAGAAUCGAAUCAAUGUCAAGUGAAGUGGAAUAUGUUCAACGAGUUUCAUCCAGUGUCAGAAAUUAAAAAAUCAAUUUAAAUGUACCCCUAAUAUUAGGGUUUAUCCAUUGUGUGCUUAGAGUUGGUAUAUGAGGAACAUUCAGACUUAAAUCUGUAUAACUGGCCCUUAUAUAAUUAUAAUCUAAUCUGCACCGACUUUGUCCCAUGCAAUGAGCAUUUUAAAUCUAUAGUUUUGCAAAUUCAAGUAAUUCAUUUAUAUGACAUAAAGCUUUUUGAAUCAAGUUAGGCAAACAUUUUAUAUUUGACCAUCGAUUUCGAGUAAAAUUUGUUAGAUCAGAAGUGCUAGUGCAUUAAAUCAAGAGCAAUUAAGUAUGCCUAAUACUUAGUGAUUACGUCACCGUAAAUAGUAAAAAUAAAAAAAAUAUUUCCACUUUUUCACAAAAUAUGUGAUUCUGUUA